Messenger RNA from Chara braunii, 981 nucleotides. The record is from the annotation of a GenBank genome assembly. NCBI's taxonomy places the organism in Eukaryota, Viridiplantae, Streptophyta, Charophyceae, Charales, Characeae.
UUGAUCUAUCUUUUUACCCUUGAUUGUCAGUUUGCAUCUUCUCUCUGCUUUUCGUUUUUCGCCAUGGGAACUCCUUUGAAGUGUUUUCAGUGCGGGGGGGAGGGCCAUUUCGUGAGGGAAUGCCCUAGUAGUAGGAACACAAACGGGGGCAAUGCUGGUAUUGGCAAUAGUGCAUCAGCUCCGUCGACCCCUAAGUAUUGGACGCCUCGGAGGAACGUUGGCGACGACCAGGAAGAAAAGGAGUUCCUGCGGGAACUUGUUAAUGAAAGGAGGGAGGAGAAGGCGAGAAAGAAAGAGUUGGAGGACCAGAAGAGGUUUGACGAGCGACUUAGGAUUGAGAUGGCGAAGUUUUAUGAGGCCACGAAAGCGGAGGUGAUGGCGGCAGUCGGUAGACAGUAUCUCACCGCGAACGAGGAGGCGAGGAGAGAGGAACAACGGCGGGGGUGGUCCCCUCCUCCGAGGAGGAGAGAAGAUUUCAGAAGUCGCGAUGAAUCUGAUAUGGAUGUCGACGAUUUGGAAGCAGAGAUUCGGCGCCUCGCUGCUCUCCGUGAUAGGAAGCGCAAAGGGAAGGAGGCAGUUCGACCGGAGGGGAAUUUCAGACAGCCGUCGUUUAUGGCGAAUGAGGGAACUGAUGGUUCUAAGAGGGAGAGAGAAAAGGGUGAAUUCUCCUCCCAAGGAGGAGAAAGGAGGAAGAAGAAGAUCCCCGCUGGCUUAGGUCCGGAGGGUCUGCUACAGUUCGUGCUCGAUCAGAAGAGAGAGCUGUCCGGAUUAAAGCAGGAUGAACUCAAGAGAAUUUGCUCACGGGAAGGACUGAGGUAUUGCACAAAGGGGCCUUCCAUUGAUCAGAUAAUCGAAGCCAGAACGAAGCUCGCAUAUGAAAGCUUUGUCUUUUCACCUGCUCCAUCUGCCCCAGGGUCGCCAGAGGUAGACCAGGCACCUUCCGAAUGACUACACAUGGCGAAAUCAAGUGGGCUUCGAAGU